This is a messenger RNA of Planococcus citri (citrus mealybug), 1109 nucleotides long. RefSeq names its product fibroblast growth factor receptor 2-like. Gene Ontology annotation, molecular function: ATP binding; transmembrane receptor protein tyrosine kinase activity. Gene Ontology annotation, cellular component: signaling receptor complex; plasma membrane. Gene Ontology annotation, biological process: positive regulation of kinase activity; protein phosphorylation; multicellular organism development. The coding region runs from base 1 to 1059 and encodes 352 amino acids. The record is from RefSeq and is a predicted model, not a curated record. Lineage: Eukaryota; Metazoa; Arthropoda; Insecta; Hemiptera; Pseudococcidae. The transcript has 6 exons.
AUGCCUAUCGUUUCAAUUCAAUGUUUGGAAUCUGGUCGUGUUACCCGAGGAAGAGGUAUGAUUUCAGAAUGUGAAUACGAAAUGUCAUUAGACGAACGCUGGGAAUAUCCUAGGCAAAAUUUACGUAUCGGAAAAAUACUGGGUGAAGGAGAAUUCGGACAGGUUUUUCAAGCCCAAGCGACGAAUAUUUCAGGGCGAGAAAACGAAAUUGUGAUUGUUGCAGUGAAAAUGCUCAAGGAUGAUCAUAACGACACCGAUAUGAUGGAUUUAGUAAGCGAAAUGGAGAUAAUGAAAUUACUCGGAAAUCAUCCGAACAUCCUUCGGCUCAUAGGCUGCUGUAGUCAACGAGGACCCUUGUAUGUAAUUACAGAAUAUGCUCAAAACGGAAAUCUAAAGAAUUUUUUACGAAAAUACCUCAAUGAACAGUCCAUUAAACCAUCAGAGACGACUCUCAUAUCAUACGCUCAUCAAAUUGCUCAAGGGAUGGAUUAUCUGGCAUCAUUGAAGUGUAUCCAUCGAGAUUUGGCUGCUCGAAACAUCCUCGUCACAGCUGAUUACACGAUGAAAAUAGCUGAUUUCGGCCUCGCCAGAAAUAUAAGAAAUACCGAGUACUAUAAAAAAACAUCAGACGGUAGACUUCCCAUAAAAUGGAUGGCACCUGAAGCUUUGUUCCAUAACAAAUACACAACGCAAUCCGACGUGUGGUCAUUUGGUAUUUUGUUAUGGGAAAUCGUAACGUUAGGAGGUAAUCCAUACCCUUCGAUAAAUAAUUUUGCUGGACUACAUCACGCUUUAAGUCAAAAUUAUCGAAUGGAGAAGCCCCCAAAGACGUCUACUGCUGUGUAUGAUUUAAUGUUGGAUUGCUGGAAAUAUGAACCCGAGCAUCGUCCGAAUUUCUCCACCAUCGUGAAACGUCUCACAGAAUUAUUGAAAAACUACGAGGUUGUCGAUCAGUCUAUGGAUGCAGAAAAUCCUGAUGAAUUUGAAUCAAAAAGCGCUAUAUCUACAACAGAAUCCAGUGAUGUUGAAAAUGAAGAUGAAAAGCAUCUUUUAGAGUGAUAAUUUUAUACCUAUUACCUACGUUUGUAUGAAUCAAUGAAACUGAAAAU